AUGACUCUUACGGAAGAUCAGAUUGAUAGUUUUAACAAAGAAGGUUGCCUUAUCAUCAAGGGCUAUUUGGAUGCCGAGACAGUUAAGGGAUUGAAUGAUGAAAUCCAGAGGUUGUAUACAGAGGUUGAUCUCAAAACUCAUCCAAUGACCAAGUUUACUACUGAGGCUGACGGUGAGCACAUCGGUGAUAAGUAUUUUCUGGAAUCCUCUGAUAAGAUUCAUUUUCUUUUUGAGCCGGGAUCAUUCAACGAAAAUGGUAAGCUUGAGAGACCAGUUGAUAAGGCUGUCAAUAAGAUUGGCCACGGUCUUCAUUUCCUGAAUGAGAAAUUCAGGGCCAUUACCAUUAACGAUGGCAUUGCUUCUAUUUGUAAGCAGAUGGGUUACAAGGAUCCAAAAGCUUUGCAGAGUAUGGUCAUUGUCAAGCAACCUCGCAUAGGCGGUGAGGUGCCUCCUCAUACAGACUCUCAGUUCCUUUACACCGAUCCAAUCAGCUGUUUGGGAUUUUGGUUUGCCUUGGAAGACUGUACACUAGAAAAUGGUUGUAUUGGCUAUUUUCCAGGUUCUCAUAAAAAGUACGACGUCAAGAGAAGACUCGUUAGAGAGUCUGCAACAGGUACAGGUACCAAAUUUGUAAGACUAGGCGACACUUAUAAAGAUUGGACUUCAACUGAAGAAGAGAAGAAAGAAGAGGAGUUCUUUGCCGAUCGUAGUCAUUAUAAUUGGGCUGUUAUUCCUGCUGGAAGUUUGGUUUUGAUUCACGGUAAUGUAAUCCAUGUCUCUGACGCCAACAAGUCUGACAAAUCCAGAAACGCUUACGUAUUCCAUGUUGUGGAAGGAUUUGCGGAGUACGAUGAAUUGAAUUGGCUACAGAUUCCUUGGGACCACCCAAAAGGCUCCAAAAACUUUACCAGACUUUAUAGCUGA
Messenger RNA from Brettanomyces nanus, 924 nucleotides. RefSeq lists its product as uncharacterized. The record is from RefSeq and is a predicted model, not a curated record. The transcript has a single exon. Lineage: Eukaryota; Fungi; Ascomycota; Pichiomycetes; Pichiales; Pichiaceae. The coding region runs from base 1 to 924 and encodes 307 amino acids.